AAAUUGCCUGUCGUCAUUGUGUUACUGAUGGCAUUGAAGAUGGAACAAGAAACUGGGGAGAUGAUAGUGGAAGAAGUGAAACAGAAGAAGCACAAGGGGAAGCACGACAAGCCGAAGCCCUGGGAUGAGGAUCCUAACAUAGACCACUGGAAGGUUGAGAAAUUUGAUCCCUCAUGGAACCCAGAUGGCUUGCUUGAAGUCAGUUCCUUCUCUACCAUCUUUCCUCGUUACAGAGAAAAGUACUUACAAGAAGCUUGGCCAAUGGUGAAAGCAGCUUUGAAAGAGUAUGGCAUUGCGGCUGAAUUAAAUUUGGUUGAAGGUUCAAUGACAGUUUCAACAACAAGAAAGACGAGAGACCCUUAUAUAAUUAUCAAAGCCAGGGAUCUAAUUAAGCUUCUGUCAAGAAGUGUCCCAGCACCUCAGGCAAUCAAGGUACUGGAUGAUGAAAUGCAAUGUGACAUCAUCAAAAUUGGCAACUUGGUUCGCAAUAAGGAACGAUUUGUUAAAAGAAGGCAACGUCUUGUCGGUCCAAAUUCUUCCACUCUGAAGGCCCUUGAAAUAUUGACUGGUUGCUACAUUCUCGUUCAGGGAAACACUGUAGCUGCUAUGGGUUCAUUCAAAGGUUUAAAGCAAGUUAGGAGGAUUGUGGAGGACUGCAUACAGAAUCAAAUGCAUCCUGUAUACCACAUAAAGAUUCUCAUGAUGAAGAAAGAACUUGAGAAGGAUCCAGCACUUAAAAAUGAAAACUGGGACAGGUUUCUACCGAAGUUUAAGAAGAAAAAUGUUAAACAAAAGAAGGGUAAGAGUAAAGAAAAGAAACCAUAUACACCCUUCCCUCCUCCUCAGCAACCUAGUAAGAUUGAUCUACAAAUUGAAUCUGGAGAAUACUUCUUAAGCGAGAAGAAGAAAUUGGUAAAGAAAUGGCAAGAGAAGCAAGAGAAGCAGGCAGAAAAAACAGCUGAAAACAAAAGAAAACGAGAAGAAGCAUUCAUUCCUCCUAAGGAAUCUAUAAAGCAAGGCUCUGACAAAAUGGACAAUGACAAGGAAGAUGUAGCUACCCUUGCCAUGUCAUUGAAGAAAAAGGCCAAAGAAUUUGGGAAGCAAAAAUCUGUUGAGAAAAUAAAUCCAGAAGCAUACAUUGCAGCAACUGGAGAGCAGCCUGCCAAGAAGAAAAAGAAAUCCAAGCAUCCCUAGUUGAGAGGGGAUGUGCAUGUGGUUAGACGAAGCUCAGGUUUUAAAUUUUAUCCAGCUUUACUUGAUGGGCAUGAGCUUAAGUCUUAACUCUAAUUUCUUGUUGCCAUGAUUGAGAAAAACUUGGCAAAAUGGAUUAUAUCUGUAACACAUUUAUAUAAAAAUUGAAUCCAAAUAUUCUUCUAUAUGAAGUGGUUCAAUGGCAAACUGAUUGAAGAGGGGGGCAAGUGCUUUUUGUCAAGGUUGUUUCUAGCGCGUAGGUUUUUUGAUCGGGAUAUGAUGGUUUUUCUUGCCGUUUCUAGCGCGUAGUUACUUGACAUUUGCAUCUCAAAAGCAUUUUUGAGUUCAGCACUAAAAUCACUGAUUAUGUGUGAUAUUGUAAUCCUGUUGUGCUGUAUUGGA
Molecule: messenger RNA, 1593 nt
Organism: Rubroshorea leprosula
Lineage: Eukaryota; Viridiplantae; Streptophyta; Magnoliopsida; Malvales; Dipterocarpaceae
Source: the annotation of a GenBank genome assembly